AUGGCCUUCGCCGCCCGGGAGGGCGCGGGCUCGGGGCGCGGGCGGCCGCCGCGGCACCGGGCGCUGCGCGGGUUGCUGCUGCUCUGCUUGUGGCUGCCGAGCGGCCGCGCGGCCGGCCAGGCCUCCGCGCCGCUGUCCGAGCUGCACGCGCAGCUCUCGGGAGUGGAGCAGCUGCUGGAGGAGUUCCGCCGGCAGCUGCAGGAGGAGCGGCCGCAGGAGGAGCUGGAGCUGGAGCUGCGCGCGGGCGGCGGCCCCCCCGAGGAGGGCUGCCCGGGCCCCGGCGGCGGCGGCUACAGAGCCAUGCCGGACGCCAUCAUCCGCACCAAGGACUCCCUCGCGGCGGGCGCCAGCUUCCUGACCGCGCCGGCGGCCGUGCGGGACUGGCGGCAGUGCGUGGCGGCCUGCUGCUCCGAGCCGCGCUGCUCGGUGGCCGUGGUGGAGCUGCCCCGGCGGCCCGCGCCCCCCGCCGCCGCGCUCGGCUGCUAUCUCUUCAACUGCACCGCCCGCGGCCGCAGCGUCUGCAAGUUCGCGCUGCACCGCGGCUACAGCAGCUACAGACUCAGCCGCGCGCUGGACCGCGGGCAGGAAGAGCUGGAAGCCGCGCCUCGCACGGAAAAAGAUGAGCCUCCACUUAGCAAGGCCGGGCAGGAUGUGGUCUUGCAUCUACCUACAGAUGGAGUGGUUUUGGACGGCCGCGAGAGCACAGAUGACCAUGCCAUUGUCCGGUAUGAGUGGACACUGCUGCAGGGUGACCCAUCAGUGGACAUGAAGGUACCUCAGUCAGGAACCCUGAAGCUGUCCCACUUACAAGAGGGAACAUACACCUUUCAGCUCACUGUGACGGACACCGCCGGGCAGAGAAGCUCUGACAACGUCUCGGUGACCGUGCUCCCCGUGGCCUUCUCCAUGGGAGGAUGCUCGAAGGUUUGCUCGCGCUACCACUUCUUCUGCGAUGAUGGCUGUUGCAUUGACAUCACCCUGGCUUGUGAUGGAGUGGAGCAGUGUCCUGAUGGGUCUGAUGAGGCUUUCUGCCAAAAUUUGAGCCUUGACCAGAAGAUGGUGACCCACACAGCGACUGCCCAGCCUAGAAUCACAGGACCAAGCAAAGAUGCAGCAGGAAGCUCCUUCUUGGAAAAGUUCCAGAAAGUCACUGUCCAAAACCAGCCACCAGCGUUAUCAAAUACGGAGAAGAGGAAUCAUUCCAUGUUUUGGGGACCAGAGAGUCAAACUGAUCCUGUGAUGCCAGAUCGUGGCUCCUCAGGGAAGAACAGAAAAGAAGAAAAUUAUAUUUUUGAGUCCAAGAGCGAUCGAGGAGGAGGGGAACACCCAGCCCCAGAAACAGGUGCGGUUCUACCCCUGGCCCUGGGCUUGGCCAUCACGGCGCUGCUGCUUCUCAUGGUCGCGUGCCGCCUGCGCCUGGUGAAACAGAAGCUGAAGAAAGCUCGUCCCAUUACGUCUGAGGAAUCUGACUACCUCAUAAACGGGAUGUAUCUGUAAUAAGUGUCACUUACAUAGCUGGGGGCGACCAUGUUUUCCUUAUAAUUUAGCCAUAGAUUGGUU
Messenger RNA from Neomonachus schauinslandi (Hawaiian monk seal), 1560 nucleotides. RefSeq names its product LDL receptor related protein 11 (gene LRP11). Bases 1 to 1497 code for a protein of 498 amino acids. Gene Ontology annotation, molecular function: protein binding. The transcript has 7 exons. Lineage: Eukaryota; Metazoa; Chordata; Mammalia; Carnivora; Phocidae. The record is from RefSeq and is a predicted model, not a curated record.